GUUUCUGACAUUCCGUUCGAUCUCCGGCAUGUGUUUACAGUAAAAUCGCUAAUUUUAUUCGACCGAAUCGCGUAACAUUUUGUUUCUAUUUCACCCACAAAAUGUUGCGGUUACUAGGACAAAACUUCGCCAAGGUUUUGAGCCCACCUGUGCAGCAGAUCGGCUGCCUUUCGACGCAACCGCAACCGCUGCAGCCACUAGCAGUAAGUCCAUUGCGUGUUCCGCGCUCGGUUUGGAUCGAAAAUCUCGACACCAUUGAGGAACAAAAGCUAGGAAUCGCGGAACUAAGCUGCGAAGUUUUCGGAGCUACCCCACGAAUCGAUAUCGUUCAUCAGAACGUCCACUGGCAGCGGAUGUACCGAUUCGUUAGUUUUUCACACUCAAAAACACGUAACGAAGUGCGAGGAGGAGGUCGCAAACCGUGGGCUCAGAAGGGUUUGGGUCGAGCCCGACACGGUUCAAUUCGGUCACCGCUGUGGCGGGGCGGUGGCAUUGCGCACGGACCACGCUCACCAACGACACACUUUUACAUGCUGCCGUUCUUUACCCGUGUGUUGGGUUUGGUUUCGACACUGUCCAUUAAACUUGCCCAAGAUGAUUUACACAUCGUGAAAGAUUUGGAAAUUCCCACUGAUGAUCCGCAGUACCUGCGGGAUUUGGUACAAGAACGUGUAUGGGGACCUUCGGUGCUGUUCAUCGAUAGCAGUGACAUCAUGCCACGAAACAUUACUGCCGGGGUGGACGCUAUUGAUCACAUCAAUCUUAUGCCGGUUUACGGCCUGAAUGUCUACUCGAUGCUAAAACACAACACCUUAGUGCUAACGGAAAGCGCUGCAAGGGACAUUGAAACCAAGUUAAGCGAACAGUUGCAUCGAAAUGAUUCUCGCGCUUUAAUGAAGAAAUUUUUAGUGGACCGGUAAACGGUAAAGUAACAAAGGUAGUAAAAUUUCUUAAAUGGAA
Messenger RNA from Wyeomyia smithii (pitcher-plant mosquito), 960 nucleotides. RefSeq names its product 39S ribosomal protein L4, mitochondrial (gene mRpL4). The record is from RefSeq and is a predicted model, not a curated record. The transcript has a single exon. The coding region runs from base 102 to 920 and encodes 272 amino acids. Gene Ontology annotation, biological process: translation. Gene Ontology annotation, cellular component: ribosome. Gene Ontology annotation, molecular function: structural constituent of ribosome. Lineage: Eukaryota; Metazoa; Arthropoda; Insecta; Diptera; Culicidae.